AUGUGCAAUAGAUGUGACAUAAAAGAUAUAAUUUUUAAUAAACUUUCAUAUAAUGACAAAUCUGUUUCCGCGAAUGAGAGUGCACUAACAGACAGCUCAAAUUGGAAUGAAAUAUCUGCCAAUAUAUCGUCAGAUAAUAACAUUCAGGAAAAUUUCCUUGUCAUUUCCGUACUUAGAGAAGAUUUUACAAAUCUAUUGAAACAUAAAGUGUACAAUCGUCGAGUUAAUGGAAAAACGUACUAUCGCUUGCGAAAUGUUUUGGAACCUGGUAAAUGGCAAGAAGUUAUUACAGACAAGUUUUGGCAAACUACACACUUAAAAUGUGCAUUUCAGUUUAAAAAUCAUUAUAUUUCUGAAGACGCUAAAUCUGGUGUCAUCAAUGAAAGAGCUCACGUACUAAUGAAAGAGGGAGAUCCAGUACCUCCUCAUUUAUAUAGUAAUGCUGUUCUACAUACAGCAAAAUCAGAAACGGCAAUGACAGAUUACGUAAAUCCAGAUGUUUUUAAGGCAUUGGUUAUUUUAAAAUUUUCAUCAUUACAAAAUAUAAUUCAUAACAUUGGAUUAGAUCCUUUUUUUAUUCAUUAUUGGAGUAAUCAUCAGCUUAAUGUUUAUAAAAAAUACACUGUUGAAAACAAUGCAUGUCUAUUUGUCGAUGCAACUGGCAGCAUUGUUCAAAAAUUAUAUAAGGCAGACGGAUCAUUCUCCAAACAUUUGUUUUUAUAUAUUUGUGCUAUCAACUGCAAAAGUGGACAAUUUUCAAUUUGCCAAAUGAUAAAAUGGAUACGUUCUGGUGCACCGACACCCAAAGAAGUGGUAUGCGAUGCCUUAAAAGCACUUUUAAUUGGAAUUAUUCGUGCUUUUACCAAUUACUCUAAUAUAGAAGAUUACGCAGAUUCAUCAUUAUCUGAAACCGAUGGAAAUUUAGAAAAUGGUAAUCCUACACAAUGUGAUGAAGCACGAACUAAGCUAGUAAACUUAAUGACGACUGAUGAAUUACAAUUAGAAAAUUUUGAAACAGAUGAUAGUGCUCAAUACGAAAUUGAAAACGAAAUAAAUGAAAUAGAUAAUAUUAUUAAUCCAUUUGAAAACUCAUGGACCACGUGGGGUAAAGAAAUUUUAAGUGACGUCGAAUCAUCUAUUAAGUCGAAUGAAGGCAAUAGAAUUAAUCCACAUUAUUAUCCGAAGUUAAUUGACCGUCUUAUGAUUGAUAUUAGAUCACUACCUCUUUGGACAAAUAUUUGUACAGAUAAAUUUGGUUACGGUCGUAUACCUGCUUCCAGUGCAUCCGUUGAAAGGCAGGGCGAUAAGCAGAGCACCGCCAAAAUCACACGUAGUUGCGGAAGCUAUGGGGGACUGCACCCCCGUGCCAAAUGCAAAUUUUUCGAAGCUGUCUGUCAUAAUUGUAAGAAGAAGGGACACAUCGCUAAAGUGUGCAGAGCGGUGAAGCAAAUUCAAGGCCCCGCAGAAUCAACAAAUCAGGAUACAGCUGACACACAAACUACAACACGAGUCGAUGCAAUACAACGUUUAGACAAGCUUAACAAAAUUAACAAGCUUGAUUCCUCAUCUAAACGCAUGCUCAGGAUUCAGAUCGAUGGUCGAGAUCUCGAAAUGGAGCUAGACACUGGUGCACCUUGUGUGCCGUUAGCGUUGCGCGAUGCAUACGCCAAGGAAAUCGACGCUAACAAGAUAGCAUCCGGAUUUUACGAGAGAAUAGAGCAUUCAGUGUGGGCUUCGACGACGCAUAUAGUAAUGAAGAAAAAUGGUAAAUUGCGAAUCACGGGUAAUUACAAACCUACAUUAAAUCCACGUAUCGUCAUAGAUGAAUAUCCUAUUCCAAGACCGGAAUAUUUAUUUAAUAACAUGAAAGGCGCGAAGCUCUUCUGCCACUUAUACAACUUCGAUAACCUCAUAUUUUCCCUGGAUGCAAUUCUACAACGAUUGAGGAACAACUGUCUGAAACUGAAUCGAGACAAAUGCAUCGUCGCUACUACAACCGUGGAAUUCCUAGGACAUAAAAUUGAUGCACAGGGAAUUCAUAAAUCUGACAAACACAUCCAAGCCAUUAGAGACGCACCGAAACCGUCAUCGCCAGAGGAACUUCACUUAUUUUUAGGCAAAGCAACAUAUUAUGGAUCUUUCAUUGCCAAUCUCUCGAGUAGAAGCCGUCCACUACGGGACAUAUUACACACGCAACCUCUGGACAACGGCAGCAGAAGCAGCAUACAAAGACAUAAAAAAUGCAUUAAUGUCGCCUCAAGUGUUAAUGCUAUACAACUCACAAUUGCCACUGAUUCUAGCAACAGACGCUAG
Molecule: messenger RNA, 2313 nt
Organism: Wasmannia auropunctata (little fire ant)
Lineage: Eukaryota; Metazoa; Arthropoda; Insecta; Hymenoptera; Formicidae
Exons: 7
Coding region: 1-2313 (770 amino acids)
Molecular function (GO): zinc ion binding; nucleic acid binding
Source: RefSeq, a predicted model, not a curated record